AUGCCUCACCUGCUCUCUGCCUUAUUUUCACUGUUUUCCUUUGCUGCCUUACUGGAAGCUGUGCAGUGGAAACUUCAGGAAAAUGUGUACGUCAUAGAAUCCGAGUGGAAUGCUGAGACACCAGCUACGAGAGUGGAGCUCACCUGUAACACACCUCAUGAAGCAGUUUACUGGAAAAAGGGCUCUGAAUGGAAAGGGAAAGGAAAGACUCUGAUCGUUGAAGUGAAGGAGUUCCCUGAUGCUGGAAACUACACCUGUCUGGCAGAGAAUACCCAUGAAAUCCUCAGCUAUAAUUUCCUCCUCAUAAGCAAAGUCAACUCCAACGGGCAAAUGAUAAGGUCGAUUCUGACAAGCUUUAAAGAGCCAAUGCAGACCUUUAUAAAAUGUGAGGCAAAGAACUACUCUGGAAUUUUCAUGUGUUCAUGGAUGACAGAAAAUGAGAGUCCAAAUAUGAAGUUCACCAUCAGAGGUCUAAAAGGCUCUCAGGGAGAUGUGACCUGCAGCAGCCCCGUGGCUCACACGGAUGGAUCGGUGACCAAAUACACGACCCAGUGCCGCAAAGAAAACUACUGCCCCUUUGCUGAAGAGCACCAGCCCAUUUAUGUGUUCCUGGAGGUCAUCGACGAGGUGGAAUAUGAGAACUACACCAGCAGCUUCUUCAUCAGAGAUAUCAUAAAACCUGACCCACCUCAAUGUCAGUAUGUGGCCACAAAUGGAAUGGUGACCUGGAAAUAUCCCAAAACAUGGAGCACCCCGAAGUCCUACUUCCCUUUGACUUUUAAGGUCAAAGUUAAAAGCCCAAAGAAACGCGGACACCAGGUCUAUGAUACCGAUGAAGAGUCAAUCCAUCUUCCAAACACUGGGCCAAAAGACGAGAUCUCCGUGCAGGCCAGGGAUCGUUAUUACCACUCAUCCUGGAGUGACUGGUCUUCACUCUGCAGGUAA
Myiozetetes cayanensis is the source of this 945-nucleotide messenger RNA. It is a transcript of the gene IL12B, whose product is annotated as interleukin 12B. The coding region runs from base 1 to 945 and encodes 314 amino acids. The transcript is spliced from 6 exons. Gene Ontology annotation, biological process: cytokine-mediated signaling pathway; immunoglobulin mediated immune response. The record is from RefSeq and is a predicted model, not a curated record. NCBI's taxonomy places the organism in Eukaryota, Metazoa, Chordata, Aves, Passeriformes, Tyrannidae. Gene Ontology annotation, molecular function: protein binding; cytokine receptor activity. Gene Ontology annotation, cellular component: external side of plasma membrane.